Molecule: messenger RNA, 4208 nt
Organism: Sciurus carolinensis (gray squirrel)
Lineage: Eukaryota; Metazoa; Chordata; Mammalia; Rodentia; Sciuridae
Gene: Lhfpl3
Product: LHFPL tetraspan subfamily member 3
Exons: 4
Coding region: 90-785 (231 amino acids)
Biological process (GO): sensory perception of sound
Cellular component (GO): plasma membrane
Source: RefSeq, a predicted model, not a curated record
AGCGCGCGCGGCUCCGUGAGUGUGUCUCCUGCGCGCCGAGAGGCGGGGGGAGGCGGAGGACCGGGAGGCGGAGGAGGAGGAGGGGGAGAAUGCCCGGAGCCGCUGCCGCUGCCGCCGCCGCUGCCGCGAUGCUCCCGGCUCAGGAGGCUGCCAAGCUGUACCACACCAACUAUGUGCGGAACUCGCGGGCCAUCGGCGUGCUGUGGGCCAUCUUCACCAUCUGCUUUGCCAUCGUCAACGUGGUGUGCUUCAUCCAGCCCUACUGGAUCGGUGACGGCGUGGACACCCCGCAAGCCGGCUAUUUCGGGCUCUUCCACUACUGCAUCGGCAACGGCUUCUCCCGGGAGCUGACCUGCAGGGGCAGCUUUACGGACUUCUCCACGUUGCCCUCGGGCGCCUUCAAAGCCGCCUCCUUCUUCAUCGGCCUCUCCAUGAUGCUCAUCAUCGCGUGCAUCGUUUGCUUUACCCUCUUCUUCUUCUGCAACACGGCCACCGUGUACAAGAUAUGUGCCUGGAUGCAGCUCACCUCUGCUGCCUGCCUUGUGCUCGGUUGUAUGAUUUUCCCCGACGGCUGGGAUUCAGAUGAAGUAAAGCGGAUGUGUGGAGAAAAAACAGACAAGUACACUCUUGGGGCUUGUUCGGUCCGCUGGGCAUACAUCCUGGCUAUUAUUGGAAUUUUGGAUGCGCUGAUCCUCUCGUUUCUAGCAUUCGUGCUUGGUAACCGACAAGACAGCUUGAUGGCAGAGGAACUGAAGGCAGAAAACAAAGAUGAUGGAAAUGCUUAAGGCAAACUAAGGUAGUGUGAGACCUCACCAUUUCUGCUAAGCCAAUAUUCUCUAGAAUGAGCACAAAACAAAUCAAAUAACAGCUAAACAAAUCGAAUAACAGCUUUUGUACAUCAACAUCAAGAAGGAAGACGCUUGGGAGAGAUCAGAGUCCAGUGAUGAAUAUGGACAAGAGUGAAACAUCCACUCGUCAAAGCACCUUCUAAAUCUAGAUCUGCAGAGAUGGGAGUGAUUUACUGGAGAGAGAGACGUGAUCAUGGAUUAAACACCAGCUCAUUGGAAACUGUCAUUGAAUAAGAUCAGAUAACAUUCAUGAAAAAUCAUAUUCAGGAAAUAUUUUAAGGAGGAGGAAUAUAAACGUGCUAAAAUUAACAUGUAAAAUACCUAAGUUCUGAGGUUUGUAAACUGUCCUUUUUUAAUCAAACUGAAAACAAAAAGCUUUAAUCUUUCAAUACCGUAAAAAAAGGGCAGUUAGUUCUAGAUUAUUCCUAUCUCAAUAGCCCCGAGGCUGAUCAAGUGUCAUUUAUUGAGGAAGCAUCUUAGGAAAUGCCUCUGACCUUUGGUUCUCCAUCUCUACUUUUCCUUUAUUUCACUGUGUAAUUAGUUACAACCUCUCAGUUACUAAGAGAUUUAACACUUCAAACUUUUUACUGCAUCUGUGUUCAGUUUAAUCUGUCUGUACGAGUUAUUACCAAGAAAGUGUUUCUGACAUAUACUAUUACUCUGUCGAGCUGUAUAUUACAGGAAGAACAACUUUACAUCAUAGUUUCCCAAGCAACAUAGACUUCCCAGUCUUUCAGGAAACAGCAUCAAGGAACUCUGGAAAACAUAGAAAGCUCAUUUUCACCUUAGAUGCUCACAUGUAAUAUAUAGGCUGCUAUCAAAUAAACACUUUUUUCUAAUUCUCCCUAGUAUAUGCAUAGGAAUUUAAUAUACUUUAUAAAUAGAUAUCUAAAAUAUCCAAUUUGUUUUCUAUUUUUUUGCCAUACAUGUCAUCAGAAAUCCAUAUCCUUUAUUUCCCUUACUGACAGGUAUUCAUUUUUUUAAAUUAUUUCAUUAAACCUAUUUCUAAAUGAUAGUAAGUGGUACUAACAAAAUAAAUAAUAAUUUAAUAGCCUUAGAAAUAAAUGACUAUAUACUUACACAGGUCAAAGAAACUUGGUAGGAAUAAGUUACCUUUUUAUUAAUGUCGGCUUCGAAAAUCCUCAAAUUUUCUUUAGUUGGCUGGGAUUUAGAAGUGGUUACAGCUAAGCAGUUGUCUUCAACAAUCUUUUGAUCCCAGGUUUCCCCCAUCAUAACAUAUUGCCCUCAUAACAUAUCUUGCCACUAGCCCACAACAGAGAAAUAUUUAAUAUUGGAAUAGUCAAUUGCCUGAGAAAGAACACAAGCUCAAAUGUACAUGCAGGGUUAUUCAGUGGAAACCAACCCAUGUUCUUUACCUGAGCAGAAAACACAGAAGUAUAGAAUGCCUUCAUUCAUGGGCUCAGAACUAAGAUCCAAUUAGCAUGUAUCACUAGAACAUCAGAACUUAUGUGGAUCAGGAUUGACUUCUCUUACCCUCUUUCUAGGACCACAUUCAUAUUUUAGCCAAAUGUUUCUGGUACUGAUCAUCUUUUCACCACAAAGAGGAUAAUCUCUCAAAUGGCUAAAAGUAUAUUAUAGGAAUGCUGAAGUAGGUAAAACCCCAUUCACAGAGCUGUGGUUUUUCUAAAGAUCCAAAUUAAGGGAAUACUAGUGUCUGUAACUGAAGUAUUAGUCAUUCUGGGGGUUAUUUGUUGCUUUUAGUAUUAGCUGUCCUGUUGCAUUCAGAACAACUUACUAAAUUUAAUUACACACAACUUUUCAAGAAUUCAUCUUUUAUUUAAAGGGAGGUAUCUCUCUACACUAAAAGCAGAAGGUAUUAGCCUUCUCUAAUCUAUGUAAAUUACAAAACUCAUCAGGAGUCAUACAUCACUAAUAGUGGUGUUAACAAAAAUGAAAAAGUACUUCCUAUCCACAUGCAAAUGUUUUUUAAAAAAUCUUUGCCAUAAAACCUAAGUGUAAUUUAGUAUAACACAGUGCUAUGAAGAUGGGUCAUUGAUGAUGUACCAUUUGUACAUAGAUAAUACACAUGUAAAUCACUAAGUGUCAAAUAAGUAUACGAAGUAUGUUUUUAUCUUUUUAAAAGAAAAGUGACUCCCUUUCUCAUUCUGUUCUGUUGUAUUAUGUCCAAAAGUUGUGUGUAAUUUUUUUAAGGUCCAGGAAAUGUAAAGAAAUUUGUUGGAAUAUCUGAAUUUCUGUAAAAAAUAAAAAUAAAAAUAAGAUUUUGUUACUUAAAGGAAAGCCUGGUGAUGUGGUACACAUUUGGUGCAUUCAGUUUCUGUCUUUGCACAGUGUGACCUGAUGGUUUGAUUCACAUAACUAUCUUCAGAAAAUCUCCUUGUUGUUACAUUCCAUAAUAUUUGCCAACAACAGACAUUUAAUUUAUUAGUGAGGCAGGACCCUCAUGUAGAGGGCAUGCCCAACAUUUCCAAAGUCGCUUGUAGCCAAAUAUAGACAUGCCUCCAGCCAAUUCUUAAUACACUCAGUGGAAUGAAAUUGAAAACUAAGUAAAUAGCUGGACUGCUCAAGCAAAACUUGACCUGAAAUAUCCAAUUGCUCAAUCUCUAUGCCACAAAUUGAAAACAACCACUUGUUCCUCAGACAUGAGCAACCCUUUUGCAAUAAUUCAUACUGGGUAUAUGUUGUCCAGAUGAAUUUCAGUCCCAGAUGCUUUGUUUACUGUAACUCUAAACCUCAACAUCUUCGUCUGUAAAAUGAAUAUAAGUAAUAGUACCCAGCAACACCACAUUAUUGUGCUUGACAAGUAGGAGAUAGUCAAUGAAGGUUAAUUCCUAAUCCCUUUCGUACCUAUAAAUGACAUUGAAGGAAGAAACAAAGCCUCUUCUCUCAAAAUGCUGAAGAUAAUCACAGAGACAUUUAUGAAUAGGGAUUGAAAACUCAAAUGCAUACAGAGACCAGGUAGAUAAGUAAAUUAACAAAGCCAGCUGGACUGAGAUAAUAGGAAGGAGUAGAUUCAUGGAGCACUGAAGAACCUAGGUCCUUAGCUAAAGGGAUCAUAUAACCAACACUAAGUUCUAAUCAUUUAACAAAUAUGUACUGAUCCCUACUAUGAACAGCCAAGAGUUGCUGUUUAUACCAUGAGAGGAUAAUGAUGCACAGAUUCAGUCCCUGCUCUAGAUGCUUUUAUAUUGUGGUAGGAAAUUCAGACAACAAACGGGCUAAAAUGUCAGCUAAAAGUAGGUCCCUAGAGAGAAGUAUAAAGUUAUAAAGAAAUGGGGAGGCUGGACAAAGAAGGCCUCUCUGAGAAGGUAGCAUUUAAAGUGAAAUCCCAAUGAUAAGAAGGAGUCAGUCAUGUGGGAAAAAUAAUAGUGGGAAAAGGUA